Tupaia belangeri chinensis (Chinese tree shrew) is the source of this 1853-nucleotide messenger RNA. It is a transcript of the gene LRRC61, whose product is annotated as leucine rich repeat containing 61. NCBI's taxonomy places the organism in Eukaryota, Metazoa, Chordata, Mammalia, Scandentia, Tupaiidae. Gene Ontology annotation, cellular component: cytoplasm. Gene Ontology annotation, molecular function: protein binding. The record is from RefSeq and is a predicted model, not a curated record. The transcript has 2 exons. The coding region runs from base 356 to 1135 and encodes 259 amino acids. Gene Ontology annotation, biological process: outer dynein arm assembly.
GUUACUGGUGCCGCGCAGGGUCACCCGCCUGGGCGCACCUCCAAGGCCCAGUGCCCCCGCGCCUAGAACCACCGGUGAGGCAGUCUCCCGGAGCGACCAGCGUCAUCCCGCGUGCUCAGAGCGGCCCUGGUACUUUACAGUUUUUGGCCUGUUACCCGUCGCAGUCCAGUGAGGUGACCGCCUUGUCUCCACCUCACGGAGAGGAAAUGGAGGCACUGUCACAGCCGGGACUGCUGGCUCUCGGCUGGGGUAUUGGGAAUAGGUCUCGCACCAGCCCUGGGAGAGCCGCUGUCUGAGCCCCAGAGGCACCUGCGUUCCCGCACAGGCACCACCAGGCCACCCAGACUUCUGUCUCAUGGAGCCUCUGGGUGAGAAGCAGGGAGAGGCGGAGGGGCCGCGCAUCACGCCCCAGCUGCUGAAGGCGCGCACGGGCGAGUUCGCCUUGGAGUCCAUCCUGCUGCUGAAGCUGCGGGGCCUGGGCCUUGUGGACCUGGGCUGUCUAGGAGAGUGCCUGGGCCUCGAAUGGCUGGAUCUGUCCGGCAAUGCGCUCACCCACCUGGGCCCGCUGGCAUCCCUGCGCCAGCUGGCAGUGCUCAACGUCUCCGACAACAGGCUCACAGGGCUGGAGCCGCUGGCGGCCUGCGAGAACCUGCAGAGUCUGAAUGCCGCAGGCAACCUGCUGGCGGCUCCAGGCCAGCUGCAGUGCCUGGCCGGGCUGCGGCGCCUUGAGUACCUGCGGCUCAGGGACCCUCUGGCUCGGCUCAGCAACCCGCUGUGCUCCAGCCACUCUUACUGGACUGCAGUCCGGGAGCUGCUGCCCGGCCUGAAGGUCGUGGACGGGCAGCGGGUGACCGGGCGAGGCAGUGAGCUCUACCAGCUGUGCCGAGACCUGGACAGCUCCUUGCGGCCCAGCUCCAGCCCAGGCCCCAGGGCCACGGAGGCACAGCCCUGGGUGGAGCCGGGGUACUGGGAGUCCUGGCCCACCCGGAGCAGCUCCAUCCUGGAGGAGGCCUGCCGACAGUUCCAGGACACACUGCAGGAGUGCCACGACCUGGACCGCCAGGCCAACGACAGCCUGGCCCAGGCCGAGCAGGCGCUCAGUCCGGCGGGCACCACUGCUUCCUUUGUCUUUUGAGGGUGCCGUGUGGCCCAGGCCAUCCUGGUGGGGGCCCCCGCUGCCCACCUUUCUCCUCCCCUCCUCUGUGCUUGGUUUCCUGGUUCUUCAUGCUGAUCCCUGGCCCCGGAAACGGCUGUCAUAUAUCCCUGUCCAGAGAGCAGCCCCUACUGCAAGGACCCACCUCCGGAGUGGCCUCCAGCAGGCCCCAGGCUCUCCAGAGGCAGCUGGCACGUGCACUGUGUGGCCAGGGAGGGGCUGUGCCAAGCCUGUGCCCACUGCUGCUGCCUCUCCUGGUUGUCCCAGCCUGAGACUUGUCAGAAGGGAUCACUUCCUCAGGCCAAAGGUGAGACAGGGAGGAGGAGAGCGGGGCCAGGUCAUUCCUGGAUGCUGGAGCUCAUCUGCCUUCCAGAUGUGCCCCUCUAGGCCAUCUGCUGCCCCCGGGCACCCUCUGCUGCUCUCACCAGCCAGUGCCGAUUAAACAGUCCUGUUCACAUCUGCAUCCUGCCUGUCCGGUCCUGCAUGAGGGGCUCCACUCACCCUCGCUCGUCCUGGGUGUCCGACAGGAAGGCCCUGCACCCCUGCCUUCCCUCAGGUAGCUGGCCUCCCACAGGCAGAGCUGAGGAAAGGUGGGAAACGGAGCGGAGAGGACACGGCUCGGACAGCAACUUUAUUAGCCGGGAUAUAAUGGCCUGUCUUCCUGGGAGGGCAGGUCUUCCACUGCUCGUCUCCUGGAGCU